Messenger RNA from Striga hermonthica, 588 nucleotides. The record is from the annotation of a GenBank genome assembly. NCBI's taxonomy places the organism in Eukaryota, Viridiplantae, Streptophyta, Magnoliopsida, Lamiales, Orobanchaceae.
AUGCCAUCUCCAUCGAAACGUUAUUCCAAGAUUCGACACAGUGGAGUGAAUUCAGUGAUUGCUAAGAUGAUCAAACUCGGUGAAUGCGUUGAUAGUUUUUCUAAAGGAAUCCGGGAGCAUGUGAAACUAAGUCCCAAGUUAAGUGAGACAGUGAAAGGAAAGUUAAGCUUGGGUGCAAGAAUACUUCAGGUUGGUGGAGUAGAUAAAGUGUUCAAGCAGAAAUUCAACAUUAGAGAUAAAAACAAUCAUGAGGAAACACUUUUAAAGGCUUCUCAGUGUUAUUUAUGGACAACUGCUGGGCCGAUAGCAGGGCUGCUGUUUAUAUCCAAUAACAGAAUUGCAUUUUGCAGUGAGAGAUCCAUCAAAAUCUCAUCCCAAACUGGGAAGCUUGUUAAAGUACAUUACAAGGUUAUGAUCCCACUCAGAAAAAUCGACACAGCCAUUGAAGCUCAGAGCGCAAAAAAAACAACGACACAAAAGUACGUGCAGAUAGUGACAGAGGACAACUUUGAAUUCUGGUUCAUGGGCUUUUUCAACCUUCGCAAAACUUUGAACUGUCUCCACCAGGCAAUCCAUCAAUCCAGAUGA